Molecule: messenger RNA, 3627 nt
Organism: Acomys russatus (golden spiny mouse)
Lineage: Eukaryota; Metazoa; Chordata; Mammalia; Rodentia; Muridae
Gene: Fstl5
Product: follistatin like 5
Exons: 15
Coding region: 1-2619 (872 amino acids)
Biological process (GO): regulation of BMP signaling pathway; multicellular organism development; cell differentiation
Molecular function (GO): calcium ion binding; protein binding
Source: RefSeq, a predicted model, not a curated record
AUGCGGAUUGUGGCCAGUGCAGGUCUCUGCUCAGCCUGUCUGCUCUGUGUCCAAGCCGUGUCAGAGCAUUACGUCUCAGGCAGGCAAACUGUGAUAGACCCAGGACUGAAGCGGCUCACAGGAUGGCAGCUAACGCAGAUUGUAGUCGGGGCCUGGAUUCAGCUCUGCCUGUAUGCUCUGUGUCACAGAUGGGCCAUCCUGCAAGAAAAAACUCAAGAAGGUUCUAGAAUCAAAGAAUUUCUAAUUCAUGAUGGACCCUUUGGAUCUUGUGAAAAUAAGUACUGUGGCUUGGGAAGGCACUGUGUUAUCAGCAGAGAGACGAGGCACGCAGAGUGUGCUUGCAUGGAGACUUGCAAACAGCACUACAAACCUGUGUGUGGAUCUGAUGGGGAAUUCUAUGAAAACCACUGUGAGGUGCAUAGAGCUGCCUGCCUGAAAAAGCAAAAGAUCACCAUCGUUCACAAUGAAGACUGCUUCUUUAAAGGAGACAACUGCAUGGCCACUGAGUACAGCAAGAUGAAAAGUAUGCUUUUAGAUUUACAAAAUCAAAAGUACAUUACACAAGAAAAUGAGAAUCCUAACAGUGAUGACAUAUCUAGGAAGAAGUCGUUGGUGGAUCAAAUGUUCAAGUAUUUUGAUGCAGACAGUAAUGGACUUGUAGAUAUUAAUGAACUAACUCAGGUGGUUAAACAGGAAGAACUGAACAAGGACCUUUCUGACUGUUCUUUGUACGAUCUGCUCAAGUAUGAGGACGUCAAUGCUGACAAACACCUGGCUCUGGAGGAAUUCUACAGAGCAUUUCAGGUGAUCCAGUUGAGUCUGCCUGAGGAUCAGAGAGUAAGCAUUACUGCAGCUACCGUGGGACAAAGUGCUGUUCUGAGUUGUGCCAUUUUGGGAGCUCUGAGACCCCCUAUCAUAUGGAAGAGGAACAACAUUGUUCUAAAUAACUUAGAUUUGGAAGACAUCAAUGACUUUGGUGAUGAUGGGUCCUUGUAUAUCACCAAGGUUACCACAGUUCACAUGGGAAAUUAUACGUGCUAUGCAGAUGGCUAUGAAAAUGUCCAUCAGACACACAUCUUCCAAGUAAAUGUUCCUCCAGUCAUCCGGGUAUAUCCAGAGAGUCAGGCCAGAGAACCUGGAGUUACUGCAAGUCUUAGGUGCCAUGCAGAGGGCAUACCAGACCCUCAGCUUGGCUGGCUGAAGAAUGGAAUUGACAUAACACCAAAGCUCUCCAAACAGCUCACACUUCAAGCAAAUGGCAGUGAGGUCCAUAUAAGCAAUGUGCGCUAUGAAGAUACAGGAGCAUAUACAUGCAUUGCUAGGAAUGAAGCAGGCGUGGAUGAAGACAUCUCUUCACUUUUUGUAGAAGAUUCUGCUAGGAAGACCCUAGCUAACAUAUUAUGGAGGGAAGAAGGUCUGGGAAUUGGGAACAUGUUCUAUGUUUUUUAUGAAGAUGGAAUCAAAGUAAUACAACCCACGGAAUGCGAAUUUCAGAGGCACAUUAAGCCUAGUGAAAAGCUUCUUGGAUUUCAGGAUGAAGUCUGUCCCAAAGCUGACGAGGAUGAAGUUCAGAGAUGUGUGUGGGCUUCUGCUGUUACCGUCAAAGACAAGUUCAUUUAUGUCGCUCAGCCAACUUUGGAUAGAAUCUUGAUUGUUGAUGUGCAGUCUCAAAAAGUUGUACAGGCAGUAAGCACAGACCCUGUUCCAGUUAAACUGCACUACGACAAGUCACAUGACCAGGUUUGGGUGCUGAGCUGGGGAAGCAUGGAGAAGACAUCCCCAACUCUGCAGGUGAUAACCUCGGCCAGCGGGAAUGUGCCGCACCACACUAUCCACACACAGCCAGUUGGGAAACAGUUUGACAGAGUGGAUGACUUUUUCAUUCCUACCACAACACUGAUUAUCACCCACAUGAGAUUUGGAUUCAUUCUUCAUAAAGAUGAAUCUGCACUACACAAAAUUGAUCUUGAAACCAUGUCCUACAUCAAAACAAUUAACCUGAAAGACUCAAAGUGCAUUCCUCUGUCCUUGGCAUACACCCAUCUGGGAGGAUACUACUUCAUUGGCUGCAAGCCUGACAUCACGGGAGCCCUUCCACCACAGCUUGUGGUGGAUAGUGUGACUGACGCGGUCAUUGGUUUCAACAGUGAUGUGACAGGCACCCCUUACGUGUCUCCAGAUGGACAUUAUCUUGUCAGUGUUAAUGAUGUGAAAGGUCUGGUAAGAAUCCAGUACAUCUCCAUUAGAGGAGAAAUCCUGGAUGCUUAUGACAUCCACACCAACCUGCACAUAUCUGACCUAGCCUUCCAGCCAUCUUUCACAGAAGCCCACCAGUACAACAUCUAUGGUAGCUCAAGCCAACAAACAGACGUGCUCUUUGUGGAGCUCUCCUCCGGCAAGGUCAAGAUGAUCAAAAGCCUUAAAGAACCUCUCAAGACGGAAGACUGGCCCUGGAGCCCGAAAAACAGGCACAUCCAAGGCAGUGGCCUGUUUGGACAAUACCUGAUGACACCUUCCAAAGAUUCUCUCUUCAUUCUGGAUGGCCGCCUUAAUAAGUUAAACUGUGAGAUCACCGAGGUUCAGAAAGGAAACACCGUUGUUUGGGUUGGAGAUGCCUAAGGAGCCCUAUUACCUAAUUAUGGAGGAAGAGUUUUACAGCGCAUUGCACUUGAUCCAUACUUAAAUUACAACUUAACUUUUCCAAGUUUAUAACGUAGUCGAAACCCCCUUUGUUCAAAUAAGCUAGAUAUUUUUAAACAAUGAUAUUGGCUGGUUAGGAACAUUUCAUAAAUAUUUAAUUAGAAAUUACAGCACUCACAAGAAUCAAACAUGUAGCUAUAUUUUAAACCCAUAAAAUGAGAUUUAAAAUUCUUAAAAAAAAAUAAGUAAACUGCAGGGAAUUUCAGAUGACCUAAGCAUCAUGUCAUUUUUUAAGGUAUUUUAUUUUUCUCUGUCCUUUUGCUAUGCUUAAAUCAGAAAUAAAAGGUCAUGUGGAACCUUAAAAUUCUUAAUUCAAAAUAGUCUGUCCCGUCCACUGUUUAAAAUCUUUUGUGCCUUGAAGGAAAUGUCAUAGGAGAAAAAGGAAGGAUAAACUCUGCAUAUUGGACAACCUCAUAGCAAUGAAUCUACUGUCAUUAAGAAAUGUUUAUAACUUGCGCCAAAUCCUGCCUUCAGGCAUUUGUUUGACCUUCAAUGAAAUGUCAUAGGAAGGCAUAAUUUGGCCUUGGGCCAUAUACAGAUGAGAAACUAUAUAAAAUUCACUGUACAGUGCGCAUUCUGCUAUAGAAAAUGGACAGGAAGGGAGAAAAUAUGUAUGUUGAAAAUCAUUUGCAAUGUAAUGUGUGCACAUUUUUCUUUCAUUCACUAGGGUGCAUUACGUGAUUAAUGUAAGUUUAUCUGAGAAUUAAACUGCUUACAGAAAGUCUCUUUUAUUAUUAUCAGGAUUGAUUCUUUUAGGUAGCCUGAUGUUGCCUAAAUCAGUAGCUUUCUUCAUUUUGAUAAAGGAGCAUUGCUGUGUCUGCACAGAAAGAACCAGUUGUAGGAAGAUUUACAGUGAGACAAAACUGGACCCAUUCUCUGUAGUGCAAUGGCCUACAUCCUCCUCAGACAACAUUCACCUGGUUGGUC